This is a messenger RNA of Sitodiplosis mosellana (orange wheat blossom midge), 1477 nucleotides long. RefSeq lists its product as uncharacterized. The transcript has 3 exons. The coding region runs from base 132 to 656 and encodes 174 amino acids. NCBI's taxonomy places the organism in Eukaryota, Metazoa, Arthropoda, Insecta, Diptera, Cecidomyiidae. The record is from RefSeq and is a predicted model, not a curated record.
AAACUUCUUGCAAUAUUGGGAACUGAAAAUAGGAAGGUGGGAACUGAAAAUUGCUAUAAAUGGAUGAAAUUGUGCAUUCAAAUUGAGUUCAAUAAGCAAGGCGACUACCCAAAACACAUAAUUUGAAAAUCAUGAAGCAAAACUCAUUGAUUUUGAACGUAAUUUUAUUAUCCUGUAUCCCACUUUUCAUGUGUCAAACUGAUCUGUUAACUGACGACUUCGCUGCACCAACAUCUAGUUUAUCAGAUUCUCAUUUGCCGAAUGCGUUACAAGGUCAAUACGAUGACUCGCAAAUCGACUAUGGGGAAUCAUUACCUCAAUCUCAUCAAUAUGGGGCUACAUCACCAAAUCUUCAGUUGAUAACGAAACAUGUUUAUGUUCAUAUUCCACCUAAUGAACCUGAGUUUCAAUCAAGUCAAACUUUCAAGAAAUCCAUUCCAAAAAAGCAUUACAACAUCAUAUUUAUAAAAGCUCCAACUCCACCGAGACCAACAGUACCGGUCAUUCCAACCCAAGAUGAGCAUAAAACUCUCGUUUAUAUACUCGUGAAAAAACCAGAACCACUGCCCAGAUUGGAAAUACCACAAGCAGAAACGACAGAGCCGUCGAAGCCAGAGGUUUUCUUCGUUAAGUAUAAGGGGAGUAAUGACCAUUAAAUAGUUCCUUUAGGAAUAUCACAAAAUAAAGAAAUAAAAGUUCAUUUGACGUUUUAUACACCUAUUGUUCUUUUGUCAAGUUAUACCCUAGAACCAAAAUCAAGAAAAUUUAAAUAAUAUUUUUCUUCAUUUUUUUUUAUUGUUGAUUUAAUUAGUGAUGACUUUGGCUGUCAUUGAAACCGACAUUUUAGUAUAUUAGUAUUUUAGAUACACCGAUGAAUUCUUGGUGAAUGUUUUUGUUUUUGCAGGAAAAUGACUCCAAAAACCUGAUCUUUUCAUGUUUAUACAAUUAGUGUAAUACAUAUGUGUCGCUGAGCAUAAAAAUGGGUAUACAGAUCUGUUACAGCAACAACCCAACAUAAAAUAUUGUUCCCUAAAAACGUUACAUGAAUUUCUAUCAAACGCGAGAGUAACAUGAGCUAAUACUGUUUCUAAUGCAACUCAUGUUACACUCGCGUUAGAUGGAAAUUCAUGUAAAGUUUUUAGGGAACAAUAUUUUAUAUUCAUUUGUUGCUGUAACAGAUCUGUAUUCCCAUUUUUAUGCUCAGCGACACAUAUGUAAAUAGUUUAGAAUUCAUAUUCAAUAGUUGUUCUCGAAUAGUGUGAAAAUUUUAUUUAUGAACCACAGGUACUGCAUAUAAGCGUCUGACAGCUCACUUCUAGCGCUGCGAAACAAGUGUCAAAAGUUGUGACUCAGAUCGUUCAAUUUUCACUGCAAACUAUUGCAUCUUUUUUAUAUUUGUUAAUAAAGUAGACAGAAAAAUGUGCAAAAUCGAUUUUUGUGAGUGCGUAGCAGAUAAUAAACAUCAAUUUUAUAAGUA